Pelmatolapia mariae (spotted tilapia) is the source of this 3149-nucleotide messenger RNA. RefSeq names its product cilia- and flagella-associated protein 251. The record is from RefSeq and is a predicted model, not a curated record. Lineage: Eukaryota; Metazoa; Chordata; Actinopteri; Cichliformes; Cichlidae. The transcript has 6 exons. The coding region runs from base 139 to 1461 and encodes 440 amino acids.
UCACCUGACACCACACACACACACACACACAGGACUGUGCUCCGCGGCUCGGCUCCACCUCGCUCGGCGGGUGUGUGAAGAAGAUCCAGCCCGUUAUUUCAAGGUUAUCUCCUGCAGGAGCCUCACUUCCCGGAUCCUAUGGGAAUUCUGAUAACCGCGGUGUUUCUCUGGGCUGCCGUCGGAGUGGGAAGCCGGCCAGUAAUCUCACCCCUUAAUGAUGCAAAGGUUGAAUGUAUUAUUCAGGAGACACUGAAUGAAGAUGGGUCACCGCAUGAUUGUGGCCCACAGCUAGCAGAUGAACUUGAUGAGGUGCACAGGCAUCAGGGUCUUCUCAGGGAGCUGCAGAAACUGGCUGAUGAUGAGAGAGAUAAGGAGCAUGAUGAUGAACGACAGCGGUACGAGUACAAUCUGGCCAAUGAUGAGAAGGACGAGAAUGACUUCGAGGAGACGGGCGAGGACGAGAGAGAUCUGAGCAACCUCGCAAAGGAAACAGAGGGAAAGGAAGAAGACAAAACAGAGGAUGAUGACACCAAGGAGAAGGUGAUGGAGGAGCCGCGCAUUGAAGACAGAGAGAGGGAUGACGAGGAGGAACGAGCCAAGGAGCUCGAGGAGCUGCUUGCCGAAGAGCUCGCCAAGAAAGGCAAGGAGGAGAGAAAUGACGAAGAGCUCAAAGAGCUGCUGAAGGAGCUUAAAAAGAAGAGGUACGAGGCGGUGAAGGAGAGGGAGAUCCAGAAAGGCGCUGGGAUGGAGCACAAAGACAAGGUGGAGGACAAGAAGAAGGAGCAGCAGGACAAAGAAAAGAAGGAGGAAAUGGUGGAGGACUUGGAGAAGCAGAGGCUCGAGGAGAGGAGGAAGAAUGAGGUGGAACUGAUGGUGGAGAAGGAGAAGGUGGAAAAAGAGUUGAAGGAGCUGCUCAAGGAGCAGGACAGCAAGGGCAAGCCAGAGCAGGAGAGGGAGAGGAAGGAGAAGCAAGAGGAGCUGGAUGAACUCGUCAGGAAGAUGAAACGGGUGCAGGAGGAGGAACAGCAGGAGGUGCAGGGCAGGGAGAAAGAGGACGAUGAGGAUCAAAAGACGGGGGAAGAGAAGAAGGAGGAGGGCGAGGAAGGAGACAAAGAGCCUGACUCCGAGAAAACAGAGACUGGAUUUAAGAAGGAAGAGGCAGCAAAGGAGGUGGAGGUGAAGGAGCCCCAGCAGAAGAGAGUGAUGGAGAAAGCGAGCGAUGAGGCUACACGGCAGUUUGAGCGGGAGCGGUACAAGGGUGAGGAGGAGGAGGAUGGAAAUGGGGAGGACGAGGAAGAUGAGGAUGAAUAUGUCAGGGAGGAUGAGGAGGGGCAGCAGGAGGAGGAAGACGAUGAGGAGGGUGAAGAGGAGGAUGAAGAAGAUGAAGGAGAAGAGCUGCUGGAGAUUGAAGCAGAGCUGCGCAAAGUGGCUGCAGAGCUGAGGGAACUUCGCAGAGGAUAAGACACCCAUAACACACACACACACAGCAGAAUGACAAAGCCCCUUUGUUGCAUUCACAGUCACACAUUUGGCUCACACAGUUUCCAUUUAACAGCCUUCAGAUCCCUUCAGCACUCAGAGGACUCUGUAAAUGGACAUUAGUCCAAAGUGUACAUACUGUUGGUUCAUUUCUGCUUUUAGAUUGCCUGGAGGGGAAAAAAAAUACUCUUUUUCUCUUUUGUUCAUUUGGAUGUGUUUCUGUGUUGAAGAAAAAGAUGUAGUUUUCCCAGAGAAUCUGAAAGCUUGUGCUCAUCAUUGUUGCCCCUGUCUUCUGUAAAUAACGUGCGUGAGGUAGACAGGCGAUAGAUGCAAUAGCAUUUCAGCACUUUCAUUCAGAUGUUAGUUUGAUUGCAGUUUGCCAGCCACGAAGAGUCACGAUCAUAGCAAUCAGCGCUUCUUUUACUCUGAAGGUUUCAUCUUUGAUGGCGUGUUGUUUGGGGGGGAAAAAAUACAGUUUCCCUAUUAUAAGUAGUUAGUGUAUUUUAAUAUACAGUAUAUUUUGUGCAAUAACUGUGUGUACCCUGGUGUUCCGACUGUUAACAAUACUGCUGAUAUUUGUACCCAGGAGGAAGUCGUUAUCUCCUCUUCAUUUCUUUGGCGACUUAAGUAGAAAUGAAGAUUGUUUGUUUCAUUUGGCGCACGCACUGUUACAGCCAGACUGUUCGCGACGAACCGGGGUGACACGAGCGAAACACACACUUGCACGUACAUCACACGUUAAGUUUGUCUUUUGCCUGGUUGAUCAUGUGGCAGAAGGAGGUGAUGUACUUACAGCUUACAAGGUCUAAAAGUGUCACCUCAGGUUUCUCAGCCAGCUUUGCACUCUUAUCUUAACAAGCCAAGGAGGAGCUGAAGGAAGGAGGAGAGGAAACACUAAAGCCAUUUGUUGUCUUUUUGGUAACAGCGACACUGACAAUAACGUCGAUAAAUACUAGGUAGUGUUACAUCCCAGUUUUCACGGCUGUCAUGUCAUUUGUGUAAAUAUCAGAUAUGUGGUCUGUAAGCCAAGGUCAUAGGAAAUAUGAAGCAACACCGCCCCCAAGAGGACACUGGGCAGAUAUGCACUUAGUGCAGGAUUAACAGGGUUGCUACUGGAGGCCCACUUAGUGCAAUAACACAGUAUAGACUAGAGCACACGCGAAUGCAAUAAUUAGCCAAAUACGGAAUUAUUUAAUGUAUUUUAAUAUGUAAUCAAAGUGCAUCAUGUGGUACUCGUAUACAAAUAUUUCUCUUUUUUCUACAAGGCCGAGAUUUAUGAUACGUUUAUGUAUUUGAACACUGGCCGAGCCGACGGUCGACUUGUGUAAACACGUGGUAAUAAUACACGUUAUGAAUCAACACUGACGAUGUUAUAGCAAUCUAUUCCAAAGAGGAGAUGCUUGUUCGCUUAAAGGUUAAUCAACAUGAAUGUACUGUAGUUCCUUUUUCUAUAGAAAUACAAAAUGAAUCUCACAAACCAGCAGGAACACUGCAGGAAACGUCUGUGGGGAGGUGACGCGCUCAGCAUAGAGGACAUAUGACACAAUAUGGAAAAAAGUGAUUAAAAAAGGCAUUUGUAUUAUUACUGGCCAAUCAGAGUGCUGUAUUUUGUGCCUGCUGUAUCUUCUUCUAUGCUACCUGUCAAUCAAUAAACAGAAAAGUAUACUCAA